ACAAGGAAACAUUUAUGGUGAGUCUCAUUGUUAAUCUGUCAUUUAAAUGUAACUGAAUCUAAAAAAAAUCACAAAAAUGAGAAAAGCACAAAUAGUUUUAGUUUUUGUUAUUUAGAUUUUGUGAUUUAGAGACAUCUGGACUAAUUCUGAAGUCAGAACCUUGAAGACUGCAAGAUGAGCAGUCCACAGAGCUGCACAGAGGAUGAAGCUCCUGACGCUCAACAUGCAGAAUCAACCAGAGGGUCAAAGGUCACCUCAGAGAGAAUGGCCCUGUUCUCUUUCUGUGUUCUCCUGGCAGCAGCUGUCAUUGUUAUUUACCGUCUCUCUGUUGAAAACUGGCUUAGCAGAAAAAAUCUCCAAACACUGAAUGAAGAGAAUGCAGCUUUGAGGAAAACUCUCACAGAAGUAAAAUCAUGCAGCAAUAAGCACCUCACGUGUCCUGAAAUUCCUAAAGUAAAUAUAAACGGGCCAUGUGGAUGUGAUGAAGGCUGGGAGCAACAUGGAGGAAAGUGUUAUUACUUCUCUACCAAUAAAUCAUCCUGGACAGAGAGCAGAGAUGACUGCAGGGCUAAAGGAGGAGACCUGGUUAAGAUAGAUAACUGGUGUGAGCAGAUUUUUCUAAAAACCAGAUUGAAUAGAAAAAUGGACGACUUUGACGACAUGUUCUGGAUUGGCCUGACAGAUGCAGUGGAAGAGGGCAGAUGGUUGUGGUUGGAUGGCUCACCACUAAACACAAGUUUGUCUUUUUGGGCUGACCAUGAGCCGGACAACUGGACUAAUGAAAAUCCUGAUGGAGAGCAUUGUGUAAGGAUGGGGGAGGAAGAAGGGGAAGAACCUCUGAAGACUUGGGUCGUUGUCCUGCUGGAAGGUGAACCUCCGCCCCAGUCUCAAAUACAGCCACCUAUAACUGCCACUGUCCUCGGUCCUACUGUUGCUGAUGUUGUUGGUGACCUGCCGACGGUGCCGAUGACGACAAUGAUGAUGAUGAUGCCACUGAUGCGUUUGGGUCGGUCACAGAAGACCACGUCCUCAUCGAGAGACAGUGCACUUGGGACACCACGGUUCAAGCCGCACUCACGCAAGGGACUUGUUCCCUGA
This is a messenger RNA of Oreochromis aureus, 1098 nucleotides long. RefSeq names its product C-type lectin domain family 7 member A-like. Lineage: Eukaryota; Metazoa; Chordata; Actinopteri; Cichliformes; Cichlidae. The coding region runs from base 175 to 1098 and encodes 307 amino acids. The transcript is spliced from 10 exons. The record is from RefSeq and is a predicted model, not a curated record.